Pelodiscus sinensis (Chinese soft-shelled turtle) is the source of this 3401-nucleotide messenger RNA. The record is from RefSeq and is a predicted model, not a curated record. NCBI's taxonomy places the organism in Eukaryota, Metazoa, Chordata, Testudines, Trionychidae.
GUCCCCUCUGGAGAAUCUGGAACCAAACCUUUGAUCUUCACAUUUGUUCCAUCUAUCGGACAACUUCCAACUCAUUUUCAGGUUGUAGAUGUUUCUAAACUCCUGGUGAAAGCUUCAGAGGAGCCAAACAAUGAAAGCAGUCAAGACAUUUUAAAUAGGCCUACCAUAGCCUCUGAUAACCUGGCCUUAAAAAGUGGAAUCAGGCAAGACAGUGAAUCCAUCUACCACGCAGGCAUCUACCAGAAGAUUUUCCAGCCAAAAGGACAUAACACAAAUAAAGGAGACAUGCAGGAGAGUGACCUUUUCAAGGCUGAGUUUGUCUUUAUUACAGACUCUGAUGAUGGAGAUGAAGAGAGUGUUCUCCAAACCAAUGUUAAGCAGCCUUCCAUAGGUCUUGGCACUGGGCAUGUGAGGUGUCAAUUAUUGGCUACAUCCCACAUUUCUUCUGGUGAGGAGUCAAGCAAACCUCUUGGUGACUUGAAUGUUCCUGGGACACAAUGUUCUGUGCUGUCUGACCGUGAUACCGGUCCCUCAAAACAACACCAGUUAACUUCUCCUUCUACUUAUGAUCGUCUUUCUCAUAAACCACCUGCUGUCUGCUUAAUUUCUCCAACUAAAUUGAAAGUAGAAUGUGACAUUGUUAAUCUGAAUCAAGCCUCUUCCCUGGAAGAAUCCCAUAACAAGUGGCAGUCUGCAACUAGUUCUUCUAAACAAGAUUCAUCUGCGUGUUUUCAGGCUACUGCUCACAGUUCACCUCUUUAUGUGUCCCGGAGUUCCCCUUCUGUGUUAAACAGCACUUCUUCUAGGGCUCACUUCUCCAGUAACCUUCAAAUGCCAAAUAUGUCUAUGCCUAACUACGUUUACAAAAUGUCUGAAUUCACAACAUCAUCUGUUCCACACAAGAGUCCAACACCACCCUGUUCAAAGAGAUUUAACCCAUUUUUUGCCACCCCUGUCCAAAUCACAAAACAUUCAUUAUCACCUAAUCCUAAACCACUGUCCUCUCCAUUCUAUGGUUCCUCCUCCACCAUAUGUAGUGUAAAUGAGCCUGGUAGCAGAACAUCAUCGAGUGGAAAUCUGCUGAAGUCAGGAAUUAGGCCUCCUCUGCCAACCAGACUCUCUCUUUUAACUGCUAUUUUGAAGUCAGGUGCAUCUCAGCAAAGACCACUCUCCUCUGCAUCCUGUCCCCCUACCUUUUCUCCUAACUCCCUUCACUCCUCCACACUCACAAUAGAUCAAAAGUUUAACACAAGUCCACCUCCUCCUAAGAAAUCUGUCUCAAGCUUUUCUAUUAGGUCAAACUCUCCAAGCGAAGAGGAACAUUGGCCUUCAAUAUUUUCUCACCCACCCAGUCAUAUGCCUUUGGCCACAAAGCCCAUUUCUACUCUUCGGGCUAGAUCCAUUUCCCCUAAAAAGCACCUUCAUGCCAGAACACAUUCUCCUGACUCUUUAUAUCCUCUGUCAUCUUCUAUUUCUUCCUAUAAAAAAACAGUUGUGUCCCCACUGUUACAACCUAAAUUAUCUUCAAUACCUCCCGCUGUCCCAAAGCACUCUUCUUCCCUAAACCCUGCAUUUUCUCUUACAAAACCACUGCCUUACCCUGUCCGCAAAUCCCAAGGACCUGAAAAGUCUAGGAGAGUCCACACCUACUCACCUACUUUCACUUGUAAAUCAUAUCCUGUGUCCUCUCCUGCCAACGAAAGGGGCACAUUCUCCCCUACCCUAGAAAAAUGUUUCUCCUCUUCUCCAAAUCUUACACACACAGCCUGUACAAAAGCAGGUUCAUCCCAGUUGUCUGCUCAGGAAUUGAAUCCUAUCUCCCCUACUCCUUCAAAUGUGUCAACUCAUUGGUCUUCCUCACCUGCUAAUUCUACACUGCCUGUUCACGCACCUUAUAAUAUUCAUUCCCACUCACCACAACUUACUUCCUCCUCACUGCCCCCAAGAUCCAGAGUUUAUUCCUCAGCUGCAAGACCUGGGGAGAUGCCCACCAUAUCAGUAGCACCAUGCAGAUCUCCUGUCCCAGGACAGUCACCUUGUACACCAUUAUCCAGAUCCAGGGAGCUGAUUUCACCAAAGACUUUUUCCCUGCCUCUUGAUCAUGAAAACCUGAAACCUAAGCAAUACAAGAUCAAGACGAGCUACAAGGCUUUUGCAGCAAUCCCUACAAACACCUUGCUAAUGGAACAGAAGGCAUUAGAAGAGCCAAUUAAAAGAGAAAAAGUGUCCGAGGACACCACUUUGGACACACAUUUAGAGAUGUGUUCUCCUGCCCAGCUCAGGCAACAAACUGAAGAACUCUGUGCUGCAAUUGAUCAAGUCUUACAGGAUCCCAUGCCUAUGCGACGGUGUGAAUCUUCUCCAUCUUCCCUGCACACAUCAAUGGAUUCAGACAUAGGCAAAAUGUCUGCAACACUGCAGAGAGCAGCUGGACGAGAAACCAAAUAUGCUAAUCUUUACUUAUCGGCACCAAUAGUGACAAAGAGUCAACCGACAAAGCCUGGUGUUAUUCGUCCAGGGCCAGUGAAAACAAAAAUCUUACUGAAAGCAGAGGAGCCUUAUCAACCAAACCCUUUCAAAAAAUACCUUGAAGAAACCAGAGAUCCAGAUAUUGAACAGGAUAAUGCUCCCUAUCUGACUAAACUGAUCUUUCCAACUAAGUCCCCAUUACAUUCACAGUCCAUCUGCCAUACUGACUGUUUAAUCCCUGGGCCCUUCAGUCAUUUGUCUUCUAUCUUAUGUGAUGGUCAUGAGGGUUCUUGUAGACCUUACAGUGGCAACGCUUUGUAUAAUAAGCCCAGACAUCCCAUAGUACCUAUUCCAGAAAAUGAAGCACUCAACUCCAAGGAGUUUCAUUCUGCAGUGGUACCACGUAAAUCAGAUCUGCCUUCCACCAGUGAUAGCAGAAAGACAAGCAAAGGAAAACUUCUAGACAGUGAAAGCUCUCUCUGCAGUAAGCACUUUUCACUCAGAUUGGAGGCAGGGGAUGCUCGGGCAAAACCCAGCUAAGAGACUGCCAAUGAAAGAGGUUCUGUCUAGCUGACAGCUGUAAAUUAAUAUCAGAAGCUAAAACUGUAGAGUAUUUUGAAGACUGUUGCAAUGCUGAAAUGAAAUCAGUGCCUCAAGUGGAUUUAAAUGUUGGUUUUUUAAAAAAUGUUACUUCCUUUUGUAUUAACUACAAUGCAGCAGAAGCACUCAAAUCUGUUUUAAAAGAAAUAAUUUAGAAUGUAUCAGCAAAAAAGCCACACAGAUACAGUAGUGGAUGUGUCAAAUUUCUAUAGAAUGUCCUGAAAUGUUUGCUAUAGUUUUAAUGUGUAUGCCAGAAAGCACAUUUUUUUUUUAGAAAGCAAGUUCUAUUUUGAAAUUAAAUAAAGUUGGACUAAAUAAAGUGUGUAUCUACA